CACGGGACUAGACGGAAGGUAGAAAGAACAGGGAGGCCAUCUUGGAUUUCCAGUAAACUGUUUGUGUGAUCCCGGCGUCAGAAAUGGAUCCCCGGCGCAGUGCUCAGGAAGUCCUACUGUGUGACCUCUGUGAAACUGUCCCCCUACAGAUUCACUGUGGAGUUUGUAAUAUAAAUCUAUGCAAAGCCUGUGUUGGGGAGCACCUCUCCGAUUCCUCUAAACAACACAAUAUCAUGCCCUAUUUGCAAAGAAAGUCUACUCCUAACUACCCGAAAUGUCCGCACCACGCCAAUGAAGACUGUAAACAUCACUGUGAGAAAUGUGAUAUUCCUGUCUGUAUUACCUGCAUCUCCUCCGGUAAACACAAAGGUCACGAAUUAGUAGAAUUUCUGGAGAAAGUCCGCGCUAAAACACAAAAUUUGCAAAAUGAUUUGGAGGAACUCGAGAUCAGAAUUUACCCGCGAUAUGAAGAAAUGGCGUCCAAUGUCCAAACUGAAAAAGCCAAAAUAGAAACGAAUUAUGGGAUAUUGACCACAGCUGCGGAACAAGAAGGUGAAAUCUUACACCGGGAGAUCACUGCCAUUGUCAACCAGCGGAAAUCAGACAUUCAGGAGAUGAAAAACAAACACUUAUCUACUCUGAAUAAAAAUACAGAUGAAAUCACACAGAAAAUUACUGAACUCAAACAGAUCAUUUCCGACUUGAAUUCAAUCCUAGAAUCAAACGACGUCUCCUUAACGUCUACUUACAAAUCUAGGAAUUCUGAAUUUAGAACAUUGCCGCCUAAAGUCCGAGUUACAUUACCAGGUUUUACUCCUCAGAAAAUAAACACAGGCCAGCUCCGGGAAAUGUUUGGUUCUUUGUCGCCAUUAUCCAUUAACAGAGAACAUGGCGACACAGUGAAGUCAGCAGAAGCUGUAUCGUCUCCUCCAUUCAAACCACUACUUGAUGACCCGCGCCUCACCGCCACCAUAGACACUGGAUAUGGAGAACUACGCAGUGUUAGAUGUCUAAGUGAAGAUCAAGUCUGGACACACGGGGCUGACAACACCAUGAAGCUCCUCGACCUCCAGAGUAAACUACUGACAUCAAUAAAAACCAAGUCAGGGAACGCACCACACGACAUAGAAGUGACGCGGGACGGAGAUCUUGUUUAUACUGACGAUAGUAAUAAAACUGUGAACCUUGUUAAGAAUAAACAGAUACAUACCGUUAUUACAUUACAAAAGGGAUGGGGACCCUUUAGACAGUCGUGGUUACCUCUUUCUGUCUGUUGUACCGCGUCUAAUGAGCUCCUGGUUGCAAUGACCAGUGAUGAUGUCAAACAAUCCAAAGUCGUGCGCUACUCUGGCUCCACAGCGAAACAAACCAUUCAAUUUGAUGAUCAAGGCAGUGCUCUCUAUUCAUAUUUUGAUUACAUUAUAUACAUAUGUGAGAACAGGAACCUGGAUAUCUGUGUGGCUGACUAUGGCGGUAGAGUAGUGGUGGUGGUCAAUCAGUCGGGGAAACUCAGAUUUAGAUACAAUGGUCAUCCCUCUAAUAUCAAGCAAUCAUUUGAUCCACGCGGCAUCACUACAGACAGCCAAAGUCACAUCCUGAUAGCAGAUUAUUGGAAUGACCGUAUCCACAUCCUAGAUCAGGACGGACAGUUCCUCCGUUACAUUAAGUGUGAUUUACGCGCUCCAUGGGGUUUAUGUGUGGACAUCAGCGACAACCUUUUUGUGGCUGAAGAGUUCACUGCUAAAGUGAAGAAAAUCCAAUAUCUAUAAAGACAGUGUUAAUUACACAGUUAUACACAGUGUUAACUACGUCUAUCAAAACGGUGUUAAUUACACAUAUCUGCAGUGUUGAUUACAUCUACUUGACAGCUACCGCUCUGUGUGCAUUACAGUCCUAUGUUGAUUACAGUUCCUUGUUGAUUACAGCCUGUGUUAAUCACAGCCCUGUGCUAAUUACAGCUCUGUGUUGUUGAUUUGUAACAUGUACUUGCGUUUGUGAGUUUAACUGAUAUAACAUCAGUCUCUCACUACAGUUUAUUAAUUAUAUCUUACAAUAUCUGUAUCA
Molecule: messenger RNA, 2064 nt
Organism: Ostrea edulis (European flat oyster)
Lineage: Eukaryota; Metazoa; Mollusca; Bivalvia; Ostreida; Ostreidae
Product: E3 ubiquitin-protein ligase Trim36-like
Exons: 2
Coding region: 84-1769 (561 amino acids)
Biological process (GO): proteasome-mediated ubiquitin-dependent protein catabolic process; protein polyubiquitination
Molecular function (GO): ubiquitin protein ligase activity; protein binding; zinc ion binding
Source: RefSeq, a predicted model, not a curated record